UGUCUGAAAAAUUGUAUUAAAAAAAAAAAGAAUAAAAGUUAAAUUACAAAAGAUAAUUCAUAAUCAUGCAUUUGGAUGUUUCCCAUGUGUUGCAACAACGCAUCCUUCUGGUUCUUAUUCCCCUCUGAACUUUCCUUGUCUUGAAGAAGAAUCAAAAUUCAGCGCCACACAAACCAAAAAGAAAUGGAUUAUUCCUCUUACACACAACAAGACGAUCAACAAUACCAAAAUCAAGAACAACGACAACAAGAAUCAUACGAUUCAUCGCAAUUCCAACAACAAUCCUAUGAUAAUCAAACCUCGUCCCAACCCUACUAUUCCUACGCCCAUAAUCAACAAUACCCAUAUUACCAUUCCUCCCAAGAUUACUCCAAUUCCUAUGCCCAUCACCAAUUCCCCCACGAACCCACUUCGAUUCACCCUCCCGGAGUCCCAAUUCCGCCCCCGCAGCCGGAGCAAACCGAUCCGCAGAACCAGCAAAACGGUUACUAUUACCCGCAUGGGGCCGCGGAGAGUCUUCCGCGUUCGGGUUCGAAUUCCGGUUUGAAUUUCGGGUUGAACCCGUCUGCGGCGGCGGCGGCGGCAGUGGCGGCGAUUUCGCAGCUUGCGCAGUUCCCGGGGAACGUGGAUGCUGCGCAGAAUUCUUUGCAUGUCCCGAUUGGGUAUACUCCAUCUAGAGGAGGUAGAAGGGGCAAUAGGCCCUUCAGAGGGGGUCGGGGCCAUUUUGGUCGCCAUGGUCCUAGACCGGAUGGCUCCGCACCCUCUUCCCGUGGCAGGGGACGUGGCCAGGGUGGUGGUAGGCACUUUGCAUCGCAUGGUGCUGUAUUGACCAAUCCAAAUUCAGCAUCCGUACCAGCUGAAGGUGAAGCUGCUUUUGUGCAGCAGCCUUCAGUAUCGGUUCCUGGUCAGGCGCCAUUGCCUGUACCGGCACAAGUGCCUGCUGCUCCAUUCUGGCAGCCUCCCCACAUGGCAUGGUGUGAACUUUGUAGGGUUGACUGCAACACUCUGGAAAUACUCGAGAAGCAUAAGAACGGAAAGCGACAUAAAAAGAAUUUGCAGGUUUUCGAGGAGUUGCAGAAACUCAACAAAGUCACUACUGGACAGCAGAAUGCACAAAUGCCCAACACUGAAUUAAAAACCGAUGUUGGUCAGCCUGAGAAAGUUGAUGCAAACCAACCCUUAUCAGAAACUACUUCUCAAGUUAACACUAAUGAUUAUAGCAAUGAAACAGACCAACAAUGUGCUGUGGGGGGCACUUCUGAAGCUUCGGCAGAACCAGAGAAGAUACAGCAGGAUCAAUUUCCAGCGAGGGCACAUGGUUCUAAGCGCAAGAUGAGAGGCGGCCGAGGGGGUAAGUACUUGAGAGGUAAUGAAGGAUCAAGAAGACCAGUUAAGCCUCCCAAACCAAAACAGAUGAUUCCUUUAAUAUGCGAGCUGUGCAAUGUAAAGUGUGAGUCACAGGUUGUGUUUGACAGUCAUUUGACUGGUAAGAAACACCAAUCAAACCUCAAGCGCUUUCAUGGCCACCGAGCUAUGUAUGGAGAAGCGGGUGUUCAAGCACUCUAUCCACCUAACUUCAAUGCUCCAUCCACUUCACUCGCCCCUCAAGUUCAGCAAGUCGUUAAUGACCCUCAGGUUCUCCUGGCUCAGCUUCUGAUGACUUAUGUGCUUUCUCAAGCCCAAGCACCAGGGACGUUGGGGGUCACCCCAGCACCAGGGACGGUGGGGGUCACCCCUGCACCGGGUUCAAGUUCGGGAACUCAGAACCAACCCAUUUCGCAGACUCAAGGAACUGAAUUGACACUAGAAGGUGGGAACCAAAAUGCUCCUACGGCCGUGACAAAGAGUGAGCUGCAAUCCCUGACCACAGAGUUCAAUGCCCCACCAGCUGGGGACACAGACGCCAAAACUGAAACUGAAACUUAUGAUGUUGCAACAAAGAAUGUAAACGUUCCCAUUGGUAAUGCAGUUACGGUUCCAGGAGAGAAUUCAGGCUUAAGCGACCAUGUUUCUGGGACGGUUUCGGAUAAAGCUGUCUCUUUGGAUCCAGUUGUUCAGCAACAAGAGCCUGAGAAUAAAGAGUCUAUUCAAUAGGCACACUUUUUCCUUUCUCAUGAGGCAACAACUCAGCUAAGAGUGCUGCUUCAGGUUAAUAUAUUGGUGAAUAUGAAUCAAUUAUUUUGCAGUUUAUAGUUCUUUACAAGGAUACUUCUGUAGUAACACACUCGCACUUCUCUUCAUUGGAGUACAGAAGAAAACUUUGUUAUUUCUUUUGGAUGUGCAUGUUCAUGAUUUCACAAUUGAGAAUCAUUUUGCUGAUUAUAUGAGGUCUUCUGUAUAAAUUUUCAGUUUCAGGGAUAUCUUUUCUAUA
Morus notabilis is the source of this 2371-nucleotide messenger RNA. RefSeq lists its product as uncharacterized. The transcript is spliced from 2 exons. NCBI's taxonomy places the organism in Eukaryota, Viridiplantae, Streptophyta, Magnoliopsida, Rosales, Moraceae. Gene Ontology annotation, molecular function: zinc ion binding; nucleic acid binding. The coding region runs from base 184 to 2094 and encodes 636 amino acids. The record is from RefSeq and is a predicted model, not a curated record.